This is a messenger RNA of Ceratosolen solmsi marchali, 1690 nucleotides long. RefSeq lists its product as uncharacterized. Lineage: Eukaryota; Metazoa; Arthropoda; Insecta; Hymenoptera; Agaonidae. The transcript has 7 exons. Gene Ontology annotation, molecular function: serine-type endopeptidase activity. The record is from RefSeq and is a predicted model, not a curated record. Bases 1 to 1524 code for a protein of 507 amino acids. Gene Ontology annotation, biological process: proteolysis.
AUGAAAUUGAUAGUUGAAGUAUUAAUAUCACUGCUUUUAAUAAAAGCCAACAUCGUGUUAUCAUGGGAUACACCCAAAGUUGUCGAACCUGGUGAAUUUCCUUACAUAGUUGGAAUAAUGUGGAAACCAAACGAAAUAGCUAUCCACUUUACUUCGUGUGCCGGCGCUAUUCUUAACGAAUUUUGGUACUUAACUGCGGCACACUGCAUCAGUUUUGUAUCACAAAUUGGUUAUAGCGUUAUCAAAGCUGGUACUCAUAAUAUAACUGCAGUUGAUGAAAACAUAAAAUUAAUUAAAAUAGUACAACGUAUUGUUCAUGAAAAAUAUCCAGGUAUGUCACCAAUACACGCAAAUCUGGCCAAUUACGAUAUUGGUUUAGUGAAAGGAGAGGUGGCUCUGACAUUCAACAAUUUUAUAAAACCAAUUAAACUUCCCAAACCCAAGACUUUGAUUGGAGAUCAGAAAUUGGAAUAUAAUUUCAUAGCAAGCGGCUGGGGGUUAUUUCCUCAUGCUUUCGUAUCGCAGAAUCUAAGUGGAAUGCGCACCAUACAUUUGCCUAUAGUACGUAAUAAAGUAUGCCAAGACGCACUCAGAAACCUUAUUCCUGGAUUCACAAUGUCCGAUCAUCAAAUGUGUACCAGACCUCUUGAUGGAACGAUUGGAGCCUGUAUUGCUAAUCAUGGAGGACCCCUUGUUCAAUAUAAUAAAGACAAUAAACCUAUAGUAAUUGGUGUUGUGAGCUGGAGUUCAUUACCCUGCACUACAAAUAAUUUGCCACCAGUUUAUGUACGAGUUUCUCAUUUCGUCAAUUGGAUAAAAAGAAAAAUUGGUGCUAUUAUUACUGAAUUUUGGAUUUUGCUUUCGGCUUAUUGCAUCACCAAUGCACCUUCUAAUGGUACUGUGUAUGUAAGGACUGGCAGUUAUAAUAUUAACAAAGACGAUCAAUUUGUACAUAACGUGCCAAUCAAGCAAAUGAUUGUUCAUGAAAAAUACGAAGGGGCAAAAACACUGAAAACCCUCGCUUGCUACGACAUCGGUCUGAUCCAAUUAGGAAAACAGCUGGACUUUGAUAAACGAGUGCAGCCCAUCCUAAUGGCGAAAUCCAAAACCUGGUCAUAUGAGAUCAAAUUGGGUGACAAUGUGAUCUUGAGUGGCUGGGGCUCGAUAUCCUACGGUGCUCUAUCUGAUCAUCCGGACAUAAUGCGCACCGUCAAUGCAACUAUUAUUUCCAACAACGAGUGCGAGAAUGCUAUCAAGAAGAUCUGGCCUCAAUUCAGAAUAUCUGAAAUGCAGAUAUGCACGACACCUUUGGACGGGAGCCUCGGAGCGUGUAUUGGUGACAUUGGAGGUCCACUUAUUUACCACGAAAAAGUUGAUGUAAUACCGGUGCUAGUGGGUAUAUCCAAUUGGAACUCGGAGCCCUGCAACAAAAAUGGCUUGCCUCCUGUUUACACAAAAGUUGAAUAUUUUCUAGGUUGGGUCGAGCAGAAGCUGAAAGAGAAUUGUAGUCGACCGUCUGGUUAAAUUAAUCGUAAAUACAUUUAUUUGUAUGGAUGAUGUAUCACAUGUCAGUCGAUAUCCUCUUUCUGUAGCUUCUAAAUAGCUUAACUGACAAACUAAUUUUAGCUGCUUAAUUUUAUACGAUAAAAUAAGUGAUUUGUGCUUUUUUUUUCUUUCGUAACUGAUUUUA